Molecule: messenger RNA, 897 nt
Organism: [Candida] anglica
Lineage: Eukaryota; Fungi; Ascomycota; Pichiomycetes; Serinales; Debaryomycetaceae
Source: the annotation of a GenBank genome assembly
AUGACCGAAGCAGCAGCAUCAUCCUCACAAUCAGCUACCAAAACUACCUAUGGUGUACCUAAGCCAAAACCUGCGUACUACCCUCAUCCAGGUUCCCCACUUUAUGCUGACAAAGAAUUAUACACCAAGAUCGCCGAUGCUUCAAAGACUCUUUUAGAAACUCACACAUGUGAGCCAAGGUCGGCUAUUGCAGUGAAGAUCCCAAUGGGUAGUGUUUUCCGUAUUACCACUCCAAAAGGUCCUCAAGUCUGUGAUUUAAAUAUUUGGAACUUACAUAAUCCUCGAGAACGUUUUUGGGCUGCAAGAACCAGACAGUUGCAUUCUGCCCAUGUAUCUACAUUUGACCGUUUAUGGUCGAAUCUUCCAUAUUUGAGACCUUUGGUAACCAUUACCGCCGAUACUUUACUGGCUCGUCAUGACGAAUGGGGUGGAAGAGUCCAUGACACAUUGGGAACUAGAUGUGACCCAUAUGUGGAUAAGUUGAUUUCAGGAGAAGAUAAUGAUUUACAUUGUCAUUCCAACUUGACUCGUGCUGUCAUGCCUUAUGGUUUGACCGAAUUUGAUGUCCAUGAUGUCUUAAAUGUGUUCCAAGUGACUGGAUUAAAUGAACACGAUCAAUAUUUUAUGGAAGCUUGUCCAGCAACCACUGAAGAUUAUUUCGAAUUAUUCGCCGAACAAGAUCUUUUGGUUGCCAUUAGUGCCUGUCCAGGUGGAGAUUUGUCACAAUGGGGGUGGGGAGAAAGUGAAGGUGAUGACCUGAAAAUGAUCGACUGUUGUAGACCAUUGGCCAUUGAAGUGUACAAUCUCGAUGACAAGGAUGAAGUAUUGAAGAACUGGACGGCUCCAAAGGUUGUUGAUUACAAAGGUAACCAUGGGUUGAAAGGACCUGCAAAAUAG